This is a messenger RNA of Phaedon cochleariae (mustard beetle), 4051 nucleotides long. The record is from the annotation of a GenBank genome assembly. Lineage: Eukaryota; Metazoa; Arthropoda; Insecta; Coleoptera; Chrysomelidae.
GUGACAAAUGGCAUUUUUUAAUUUUUUUGACAAUAGUAAAGUAGAAAAGGAAACAAGAGUAAUCACUAGAAAUAAAUCUGAAAGUUUCUGGAAAGUUUUUUGGGUUGAAAUAAUGAGAAAAUGAGAAACAUGAUGGUGUGAUGUGCGAAAGUGCAAACCUGAUCGGAAUAAAAUCGAAUUCGAUGGGAAUAUUGAACAACAACGAAAUGACACACACAUUUCCUGACCCCAAUGCUCUAAACAGGGAGCCUCCAAAAUUAAGGAGAUCUUUCACUCUGCCAAGAAAUCCUUUCAAUGCCACCAGAAUGUCUAAACGUAGACCAAAAACGAAGGACGAAAACGAUUUAAAAAUUGCCCCAAAUGAUUCUGAUGUAAACAGAAAAAUUUUUAGGAGUCCUUCUAUUCGAAAAUUCAUCAAUAAAAUAGCCCAACAUAUUGGAGGGGUCCCAGGUAUCAACCAAUCCAUAGAAAAUAACAGAGUUCCUCCUGUGGGCUUACAAACCUGGGGUCCAGAUGAUAUACCAGGUGUCACAGGAUUAAAGAACCAUGGAAAUACUUGUUUCAUCAAUGCUGUUGUUCAGUGUAUCUCCCAUACUGAUAUACUGGCAGAGUAUUUUGUUCUUGAUAGAUACAAAAUUGAUUUAUCUAAAAGGAAUAAACUGAACUCUAAGAAAUUUGGGACCAAAGGAGAAGUCACAGAACAACUAGCCUUACUGUUGAAAUCACUUUGGGCGUGUCAGUAUAGUCCAGAAUUGAGUGCAAGUUUCAAACAAGUUGUUGAAAGACAUGGCACUCAAUAUAAGGGUAACCAGCAACAUGAUGCUUUAGAAUUUUUACAGUGGCUUUUAGAUAAGGUUCAUGAGGAUCUAAAUACAGCUUCUAAAAAGAAGUUUAAAUCAAUUAAGACAUCUGGCAGGCCUGAUGAAGUGAUAGCUGCCGAGACUUUAGAAAAUUACAAGAGAUGUAACAAUUCCUUCAUACAAGGAAUUUUCCAAGCUCAGUACCGAUCAUCGUUGAGUUGUUCCCGAUGUCGUACACAAUCCAAUACUUUCGAUCCUUUUCAGUGUAUUUCUGUUCAACUUCCACAAUUCCAGAAACUAUCAGUGUAUAUCACCGUGUUGUAUACGUCCCAGCAACCGAGGCAAGUCCAGAUCGGCCUGACCGUCCCAUCGGGCACCACCAUCUCCGAACUACGAGACAUCCUCGAGUCUGACACCUCCAUACGCCGUUCAGACAUGCUCCUCACGGAGAUAGGCGAGAGCGGUUUCAUGCGGACCUUCGCCGACGGCCAGUCCGUCAGCGUCAUCAGCGAGAUCGAUUCCGUCUAUUGCAUAGAGGUGGCGCAGCUAAAGGACGCCGAGGAGGAUGCUACUAGCGCUUAUGUGUUGCUCUGUUGGAUUAAUACUUUGGUCGGUGAAGGCGGGUGCAAUAGAUUCGGAAGUCCGUACACUAUGCAGGUACCAAGAGAAACAUCUUAUGAAGAUUUGCAGAAGUUGUUGCUCAAAGAAAUGGCUGCUAUUCUACACGAUGACAUUCUAACUGCUUCACAACCUUUGGGAGUCUUCAAGAUACGCAUCAGCGACCCGGCGUGCGACGACAACGAACCCCCCUGCCACCUCGAUCCCCAGCUCGAGCAUCCGCUCUUCACCGAGGCCGUCGACCAGGCGCUCGCGCUGUGUGGCGAGGACGGCGGCCCGCCCCACGUGAAGCUGGUGCUCGAGUGGGGGGCGGCUGAGAAGGCCGCCCUCAUUGCAGACGAUAAGGACACGGUGGAGGAGCACGCUAGCGUCAAGAUGCUCAGAGCGCAAGCGAUGCACGGGGGUGCGCCGUUGACGCUCGAGGAGUGCCUCAGGGAGUACACCGAAGCUGAAACCUUGACGGACGCUUGGCGUUGUCCCCAUUGCCAGCAGUAUCAACCUGUCGUCAAAACUCUGGACGUCUGGUCGUUGCCCGACAUUCUGAUUGUUCAUUUGAAACGUUUCAGGCAGCAAGGUUUUCGAGGCGGUAGCAGCACCAAACUCACCACCAUGGUGGACUUCCCGGUCGAGGGGUUCGACAUGUCGCCGCACCUGGCCAGCAAGCGGGCCGCCGCGCUGGCCCACCGUCGCGACGCUGCCUCGGAGACGGAUGGCGUCGCGUUGAACGGCGGCUGGUCGCCUUGGAAGCGGUCGCGGAAGACGUCCACUUCCAGCGAUCACAAAUACGACCUCUACGCGGUCUGCUACCACCACGGCACCGACCUGGAGACGGGCCACUACACGGCCGCCUGCAGGAACCCUUACGACCACCGCUGGUACCUCUACGACGACGCCAAAGUGUCCGAUCUGGCCGGAGCGGUGAAUGACGUCGAUGCCGCGUUGGUCAACAACGGCGCCUACAUCCUGUUCUACCCAGAGACGGGGUGGCGGGUGGGGCGGGCAGAGCUCGAAUUCGAGCAGCGCGGCCAGUACAAGCUCCGUGGGGUCGGGGCAGGACCAUUGGGUGUCGCGCAUGCCCAGGUUAGUGUUGCCGAAGACCCUACCGAAACCCUCCGAGCCCAAACCCAAGGAGGACAUCUUCGAGGAGCGACAAAACCAUGCGGCAGACCCUUCAACCACCGCCGACAAAGAAGUGGAACUGAAAAACACCGAAAACACUCUGCACGGCAGCACCAACAGCCUGAAAAAAUCGCCGAAUCCUUCCGACCGAUCGGAAUCCAUUCCGAAAAAACCGUUGUACACGACCAGCAUCUACAUCAAUUCGUCCGUGGAGGCGAAUUUAGCGAAGCCCGAGGUGUCUCCCGUGUUGAGCACGCACAGGAUAGACGGCGUGGAGGAAGACGGGGUGGUGGAGAGGCGAGGGAACGCCCUGUAUACGACGGUGGCGGCUAUUCAUCGGCAUUCCGACGUCAGCCCUUCGAGGCAUUCGGGCAGCUCGAAUCGGUCGGAUGUGAUAUCAUCUCAACUAUCGAAAAAACUUCAUACCUCUUCACAGUCUCUGAAAAAAUUUUUAGUUUGAAUUCAGUUAGUGUGAAUUAUUGUAAAUAAUAUAAUCCAGCGUUUUGAACAUUAAUCCCAAGGGUAUAUUUCAUUAAUUUGUUGAGAAUCAGCAUCAGUUUCAUAGGUAACUUAUAUUAUUUUAAAAGUUGUUUUUAAUAUUUUACCCAACAUUGUUUUUGUUUUUCAGAUUUUUUAUUUUCAGAAUUUGUUUUUUGUUGUCUAACAAUCUAUAUUGUUUGGUCAAUUAUUUAUUGAUAUAGUUUAUAAGUGAUUUAUAAAGAGGACAAAUAUACAUACCUACUUUGGUGAUAUUAGCAUUGAAAUGUAAAUGAAAAAUUGAUUAAUUUUUUUUCCAUAUUGUCUUUCAUACUAGAACAAUCAAAAUAAUUAAUUUUGAAUUAUAAUCUAUUCUCAAGAGCUGGCGUUCAACGUUUAUAUUAAAGGAAUCCCAUUUUUAAUAUGGUUCCUUGUUAUCAGGUAUAUAAUCAUCGUUUUUUACCAAUUUUUACAUAUUAGGAAAUAAUAUGGUGAAUUUCAAAACUAGAUGAAAUCAUGAUACUAUCGUCCCCAGAUGAGUCAUCAUAUAAUGUAUACAGUGUGUUUAUUUGAAACCGAAUUGCUGUGAAUAACUUUUGAAAUAAUGAUUUCCAGGAAAAAUGCAAAAACACUUCAGAAAAUAAAUGAAAUAGGACACAUGUGUGUUUUCCCUAUUUAGGCUGUUCAUGAUUUUCAUCGUAUUUUCAAAAUGUUAUUGAAAAUUAUACUUUCGAAAGUUCUUCAUGGUGGAUCGUUUCCACAUGAACACAGUUUAUUACUUUGAUUUGAUAUUAAUUUUAAUAAUGUAAUUUAUUAUCGUUUGUAACAAAUAUGUAAUGUCUUCAUCAUUUUUUUUUCAUAUUCUGAUGUAUGCUUCAUUUCGUUGAAAAUUUCGGUUUCUCAAUGUCUUCAUAUUAUUAAUAUUGUAUACUUGCAUAUACCAUAGAGUUUAGGUGAAUUAUAUAUUAUAAACAUGUGAAAUGUGCCUUAAAGACUAAGAAUGUUACAUCAUGCAAAUAAAACUUUAUAAUAACUAA